Molecule: messenger RNA, 7785 nt
Organism: Pipistrellus kuhlii (Kuhl's pipistrelle)
Lineage: Eukaryota; Metazoa; Chordata; Mammalia; Chiroptera; Vespertilionidae
Gene: SHANK3
Product: SH3 and multiple ankyrin repeat domains 3
Exons: 23
Coding region: 477-5882 (1801 amino acids)
Cellular component (GO): postsynaptic density; dendritic spine; postsynaptic membrane
Molecular function (GO): synaptic receptor adaptor activity; ionotropic glutamate receptor binding
Source: RefSeq, a predicted model, not a curated record
CCUCAGCUCCCUCACUCAGGCCAGGCCAGUGGCCUUGGGAAGAGCCUGGACAGGGAGGUGGGAGGUCUGGGCAUCCUGGGGCCACGCUUCCGGGCAGGGAGUGUCUGCUGAGAAAGCGGGACCAGACAGACCCACAGACUGCGCUGGAGGCUCAGCUCUGCGGGCUCCAGGACCCUCCUCGCCGCCUCUCCCUCGAGGUCCGCGGAGGCUUGCGCCGCCGGAGCCACUCCCAACGCCCAGCCCAGGGCUCCCCACGCGGCAGCCCCGGGUCCCCGCCCGCUGGUGCCCCCUCCGCACGAACCCUCCCACUCGCCAGGACCCUCCCAGGCUCCGGCCCCGCCCCGCCCCGGGCUGGCCCCGAGCCCUCCCGCCCCCGCCCCGGCGCAGCCCCCCGGCCGCCCCCGCUUCCCUCCGGCGCAGGCCCCCUCCCCCUGCCGCCCCCGCCCCCGGGAAGCAGCGCCGCGGAGCCCGGGCCCAUGCAGCUGAGCCGCGCCGCCGCCGCCCCUGCGGAACCUUCGGCGCCGCCGUCCCCCGCGUCGGCCCCGGCCCCCUCCGGCCCCCUCCCGCUCAGCGCGACCGACGGGGCCCUGGCGGGGGGCGAGGGGGGGCCGGGGCGCCGCGUGGAGCCCCCGAGCGCCCCGCUCCCGGCCGCGAGCAGCCCCGGCCCCGGCGCGGGGAUGGACGGCCCCGGGGCCGGCGCCGUGGUCGUGCGCGUCGGCAUCCCGGACCUGCAGCAGACGAAGUGCCUGCGCCUGGACCCGGCCGCGCCCGUGUGGGCCGCCAAGCAGCGCGUGCUCUGCGCGCUCAACCACAGCCUCCAGGACGCGCUCAACUACGGGCUCUUCCAGCCGCCCUCCCGGGGCCGCGCGGGCAAGUUCCUGGACGAGGAGCGGCUGCUGCAGGAGUACCCGCCGAACCUGGACACGCCCCUGCCCUACCUGGAGUUUCGAUACAAGAGGCGAGUUUAUGCCCAGAACCUCAUCGAUGAUAAGCAGUUUGCCAAGCUUCACACGAAGGCGAACCUGAAGAAGUUCAUGGACUACGUCCAGCUACACAGCACAGACAAGGUAGCCCGCCUGCUGGACAAGGGGCUAGACCCCAAUUUCCACGACCCUGACUCAGGAGAGUGUCCCCUGAGUCUUGCGGCACAGCUGGACAAUGCCACGGACCUGCUGAAGGUGCUGAGGAAUGGUGGAGCCCACCUGGACUUCCGCACACGCGAUGGGCUCACUGCCGUGCACUGUGCCACGCGCCAGCGGAAUGCGGCGGCUUUGACGACCCUGCUGGACCUGGGCGCUUCACCUGACUACAAGGACAGCCGUGGCUUGACGCCCUUGUACCACAGCGCCCUGGGGGGCGGGGACGCCCUCUGCUGUGAGCUGCUCCUCCACGACCAUGCUCAGCUGGGGACCACUGAUGAGAACGGCUGGCAGGAGAUCCACCAGGCCUGCCGCUUUGGGCACGUGCAGCACCUGGAGCACCUGCUGUUCUACGGCGCUGACAUGGGGGCCCAGAACGCCUCAGGGAACACAGCCCUGCACAUCUGUGCUCUCUACAACCAGGAGAGCUGUGCUCGUGUCCUGCUUUUUCGUGGCGCCAACAAAGAUGUCCGCAAUUACAACAGCCAGACGGCCUUUCAGGUGGCCAUCAUCGCGGGGAACUUUGAACUGGCAGAGGUCAUCAAGACCCACAAAGACUCGGAUGUCGUACCAUUUAGGGAAACCCCCAGCUAUGCAAAGCGGCGGCGGCUGGCCGGCCCCAGUGGCUUGGCCUCCCCACGGCCCCUGCAGCGCUCAGCCAGUGACAUCAACCUGAAAGGUGAGGUGCAGCCGGAAGCCUCCCCUGGACCCUCGCUGCGCAGCCUCCCCCACCAGCUGCUGCUCCAGCGGCUGCAGGAGGAGAAAGACAAAGACCGGGACCAUGAUGGUGACAAAGAGAAUGACGUCGAUGGCACUGAAGCAGGCAGGGGCAGCCAGAGCAACAUCAGCCCGAGCGGGCCCGGCGGCCCCGGCGGCCCCGGCCCCGCGCCCGGCCCCGGCACGGCGCCCCCCGCGCCCCCCGCGCCGCCGCCCCGCGGCCCGAAGCGGAAACUUUACAGCGCUGUCCCCGGCCGCAAGUUCAUCGCCGUGAAGGCGCACAGCCCGCAGGGCGAGGGCGAGAUCCCGCUGCACCGCGGCGAGGCCGUGAAGGUGCUCAGCAUUGGGGAGGGCGGUUUCUGGGAGGGGACCGUGAAAGGCCGCACGGGCUGGUUCCCGGCCGACUGCGUGGAGGAGGUGCAGAUGAGACAGUAUGACACACGGCAUGAAACCCGGGAGGACCGGACGAAGCGACUUUUCCGCCACUACACAGUGGGCUCCUACGACAGCCUCACCUCUCACAGCGAUUAUGUCAUUGAUGACAAGGUGGCCAUCCUGCAGAAACGGGACCACGAGGGUUUUGGUUUUGUGCUUCGGGGAGCCAAAGCAGAGACCCCCAUCGAGGAGUUCACCCCCACACCGGCCUUCCCUGCACUUCAGUACCUCGAGUCUGUGGAUGUGGAGGGCGUGGCCUGGAGGGCUGGGCUGCGCACGGGAGACUUCCUCAUCGAGGUGAACGGGGUGAACGUGGUGAAGGUUGGACACAAGCAGGUGGUGGCGCUGAUCCGCCAGGGCGGGAACCGUCUCGUCAUGAAGGUUGUGUCGGUGACAAGGAAGCCCGAAGAAGACGGGGCUCGGCGCAGAGCCCCACAGCCCCCCAAGAGAGCCCCCAGCACCACACUGACCCUGCGUUCCAAGUCCAUGACGGCUGAGCUUGAGGAACUUGCCUCCAUUCGGAGAAGGAAAGGGGAGAAACUAGAUGAGAUCCUGGCGGCCGCCGCGGAGCCCACACUGAGGCCUGACAUCGCGGAUGCUGACUCAAGAGCAGCCACCGUCAAACAGCGGCCUACCAGCCGGAGGAUCACCCCGGCCGAGAUCAGUUCACUGUUUGAGCGCCAGGGCCUCCCAGGCCCAGAGAAGCUGCCGGGCUCCCUGCGGAAGGGGAUUCCACGGACCAAGUCUGUAGGGGAGGAUGAGAAGCUGGCAUCCCUGCUGGAGGGGCGCUUCCCUCGGAGCACGUCGAUGCAAGACUCUGGGCGCGAGGGCCGUGGCAUCCCGCCCCCGCCGCAGACUGCGCCGCCGCCCCCACCCGCGCCCUAUUAUUUCGACUCAGGGGCGCCCCCUGCCUUCUCGCCGCCGCCCCCGCCAGGCCGGGCUUAUGACACGGUGCGCUCCAGCUUCAAACCGGGCCUAGAAGCGCGUCUGGGUGCCGGCGCCGCAGGCCUGUACGAGGCGGGCGCGGCCCUGGGCCAGAUGCCCUACCCCGAGCGGCAGAAGCGCGCGCGCUCCAUGAUCAUCCUGCAGGACUCGGCCCCGGAGGCGGGCGACGCUGCUCGGCCCCCGCCCGCGGCCACCCCGCCAGAGCGCCCCAAGCGCCGGCCCCGGCCUCCGGACCCCGACAGCCCCUACGCAAACCUGGGCGCCUUCAGCGCCAGCCUCUUCACACCGUCCAAGCCCCAGCGCCGCAAGAGUCCGCUGGUGAAGCAGCUGCAGGUGGAGGAGGCCCAGGAGCGCGCAGGCCUGGCCGUGGGCAGCCCGGGCCCGGGGGGCGGCACCUUCACGCGCGAUCCCUCCCCGACGCACCGCGGGCCUCGGCCUGGUGGCCUCGACUACAGCCCUGGGGACAGCGGGCUGGCAUUUGGAGGCCCGGGCCCGGCCAAGGACCGGCGGCUGGAGGAGCGGCGCCGGUCCACCGUGUUCCUGUCGGUGGGCGCCAUCGAGGGCAGCCCUCCCAGCGCCGACCUGCCGUCCCUGCAGCCCUCCCAUUCCAUCGAUGAGCGGCUCCUAGGGGCCAGUGCCGCCACCGGCCGUGACCUCCUGCUGCCCUCCCCAGUCUCUGCUUUGAAGCCGUUGGUCAGCGGCCCGAGCCUUGGGCCUUCCGGCUCCACCUUCAUCCACCCGCUCACCGGCAAACCCUUGGACCCCAGCUCGCCCCUGGCCCUGGCGCUGGCUGCCCGGGAGCGGGCGCUGGCCUCCCAGACGCCCUCCCGGUCCCCCACACCUGUGCACAGCCCUGAUGCCGACCGGGCUGGGCCCCUGUUUGUGGAUGUUCAAGCCCGCGACUCGGAGCGAGGAGCCCUGGCCUCCCCGGCCUUCUCCCCCAGGAGCCCCGCCUGGGUUCCUGUGCCUGCCCGCAGGGAGCCCGAGAAGGCCUCCCGAGAGGAGCGGAAGUCACCUGAGGACAAGAAGUCCAUGAUUCUCAGCGUCCUGGACACGUCCCUGCAGCGGCCCGCCGGCCUCAUUGUGGUCCACGCCACCAGCAACGGGCAGGAGCCCAGGGGGCUGGGGGCUGAAGAGGAGCGCGCAGGCACCCCGGAGCUGGCCCCUGCACCCACACAGUCAGCCGUUGUGGCAGAGCCCCUGCCCAGCCCACGGGUGCAGCCCCCUGGCAGUGCCCCAAAAGACCCUGGGCCAGGCCAGGGCAGCUCCGAGGAGGAGCCAGAGCUGGUCUUUACAGUGAACCUGCCUCCCGCCCAGCUGUCCUCUAGCGACGAGGAGACCAGAGAGGAACUGGCUCGUAUCGGGCUGGUGCCACCCCCCGAAGAGUUUGCCAAUGGGCUCCUUCUGGCCACCCCACUGCCUGGCCCAAGUCCCUCACCCACUACAGUGCCAGGCCCGGCCUCAGGGAAGGCAAGUAGUGAGCUGCCCCCUGCCCCUGAGUCUGCAGCUGACUCUGGAGUGGAGGAGGUGGACACACGCAGUUCCAGCGACCCCCACCUGGAGACCACAAGCACCAUCUCCACAGUGUCCAGCAUGUCCACUCUGAGCUCCGAGAGCGGGGAGCUCACCGACACCCACACCUCCUUCGCUGAUGGACACACUUUUCUACUCGAGAAGCCACCAGUGCCUCCCAAGCCCAAGCUCAAGUCCCCGCUGGGGAAGGGGCCGGUGACCUUCAGGGACCCUCUACUGAAGCAGUCCUCGGACAGUGAGCUCAUGGCCCAGCAGCACCUUGCCGCCUCCGCCGGGCUGGCCUCUGCUGCUGGGCCUGCUCGCCCUCGCUACCUCUUCCAGAGAAGGUCCAAGCUGUGGGGGGACCCCCUGGAGAGCCGGGGGCUCCCUGGGCCUGAAGACGACAAACCAACUGUGAUAAGUGAGCUCAGCUCCCGCCUGCAGCAGCUGAACAAAGACACACGCUCCCUGGGGGAGGAGCCAGCCAGUGGCCUAGGCGGCCUGCUGGACCCUUCUAAGAAGUCGCCCAUCGCGGCAGCUCGGCUCUUCAGCAGCCUCGGUGAGCUGAGCUCCAUCUCAGCGCAGCGCAGCCCUGGGGGCCCGGGCGGCGGGGCCUCCUUCCAGGUGCGGCCCGGCGGCCGCUACCCUCUGGCCCGGCGCGCCCCGAGCCCAGUGAAGCCCGCGUCGCUGGAGCGGGUGGAGGGGCUGGGGGCGGGAGCGGGGGGCGCGGGGCGGCCCUUCAGCCUCACGCCUCCCACCAUCCUCAAGUCGUCCAGCCUCUCCAUCCCGCACGAGCCCAAGGAGGUGCGCUUCGUGGUGCGCAGCGUGAGCGCGCGCAGCCGCUCGCCCUCGCCCUCGCCGCUGCCCUCGCCCACUCCCGGCCCCGGCCCGGGAGGCCCCGGCCCGCGCAGGCCCUUCCAGCAGAAGCCGCUGCAGCUGUGGAGCAAGUUCGACGUGGGCGACUGGCUGGAGAGCAUCCACCUGGGCGAGCACCGCGACCGCUUCGAGGACCACGAGAUUGAGGGCGCACACCUGCCGGCCCUCACCAAGGACGACUUCGUGGAGCUGGGCGUCACGCGCGUGGGCCACCGCAUGAACAUCGAGCGCGCGCUCAGGCAGCUGGAGGGCAGCUGACGCCCCACCCCCUCCAUGCGCCGGCCGCGCCCUGCGGGCAGGGCCCCCACCCCCACCCCCACCCCAACCAACCAACCCCGGGCCGCAGGCUCGGCCCCUGCCCCCCACUAAGGCGCCCGGGCCAGGAAUGUUGCAUGAAUCGUCCUGUUUGCCGUGGCUCAGAGACUUGCCCUGUACAUUGCUUAGCGCCCUCCCGCGGCCGGCGAGCCCCAACCCAGCACACGGUCAGGAAGUGGGGACGGGAGGGUGGAGCCCGAGGGGUUGGGGUGGGUCUCCAGCCUGACCGGCUCCCACACAUCUUCCAGAGGCUGCUCCUAGAGGGGGGACCUAGUCCAGCAUGCGAGGGGUCAGGACACACCUUGGUGACUCGGGGGGAGGGGGGAGACAUUGGGGUUCUCGGUUGGGGGCCAAGGAGCCCCCCCGUUUUGCAUAUUUUAAUCCACUCUAUAUUUGGAACGAGAAAAGGAACAAAUAUCUCUGUCCUUAAUAGCUUCCCUUCCUGCCUCCCCUCACCCCCCAGCCUCCUACUGGUUCCCUGUGGCUGUCCAGUCUUCCAUCUCUGGCCCCUCACUGCCACUGCCACCCCACGUGGGCGGAGGAUGCUCCAGCUGGUCUGGGGUUGGCCAGGGUCCUAGUAGCCGCCCUGGGGCUCUGCCUCGGCCUCCUCCCCUCGCUGAGCUCUAGCGUGCCCGAUGACCCUUCGGUGCUGCGUGGAGGAGGGGCAGCAGGCUGCCAGGCCUGCAGGGCACUAGCAAGGUCUGGGGGCCUGGGAGACCCUCGCCAGGGGUGGGGAUGGACCCUGGCACCUGCUCCCAGCCAUCUCCCUCACGGGGUCCCUCCCCAGGAGGAGUCUAGCCUCCUCCCCACAUUGUUGGGCAACUACAGCAAAGAAGCCUCUGCCUCAGACCCCAGUCUCCUGUCCCGCCUGUGUGUGUGCAAGCGUGUGACUGUGUGAAACUGUGGGUUCUACUGAGUGCCUCGGAGCCCCGUGUGUGCCUGAGUGGGGAGCGGGCCCUGAACCAGUGCAAGGGUUUUGGGAGCAUGUGCAGGGUGCAUGCCUGAAAGCACCCCAUCCGCUUCCAAAGAAGGUCCGAGGCCCCCCUGUUCCCUGGGACCUGCGUUUGUCCCACCUGCCCCUCCAGAGUCCUGCCUGGCCUGAGCAGGCUGCCUGGCCAGCUCUGCUACUGGGGGUGCCCCCCAGGGCCCUUGGAGGCAGUGCCCGCCCCCCUACCAGGACUCUGAGGGAUCCUAGGGAAACGCCCCUAGAGUCAGGCCACCAUAAACCCUGGGGAGAAGCAGAGACCCCCGAGGGCACCCCAGCCCCCCUUACUGUGACUCCCCACACUCAGCAAUGACCUGUGGGAUGGGGGGCCCUGGGAUGUUUUUAAACCUAGGGUUUGGAGUCUGGACUAAGCUCCAUCCACGUCACUCACAAGUUUCUGUUUAUAUUUCUAGCUUUUUUUAAUAAAAAUAAAAAACCCAGAAAACAGAUGUUUUCACAGCCCAGGGGCCUGGCACGCCGGUCUGUGCCCGCCCAACCCCCUCCCGGCCCAGCGGCCUCAUUCCCUGGGCAGAGUCACAUCCAGCCACCCUUCACUAACAGAACAGAUCACACAGCAGCCGUGACUGUAACAGGCUGCCACAUACACACUCGGUCUCACACUCACCUGUGGGUUUUUGGUUCCGUUCGAUUUGGGUUUUUAACUUUACAGGGUCAGUACCGCUUCACCCUCCUUUUGUAUGGAGUUCCAUCCAGGGGCUUUCCCCCUGCUCCAGUCCUGAGGCCUCCUGACCCUGAUGUUGUGAUACACCCCACAGAGAUCUAUGUUUCUUAUAUUAUUAUUAUUAUUAUUGAUAAUAAUUAUUAUAAUAUUAUUAUGUAAUAAAUUUAUAAGAAAUGAAA